AUGGGGCCCCGGCGGGCUGAGACCACUGGCGACGGGGCCCAGGUACGGAAGACGUUCUUCAGCCUGGCCUUUUGUGACUUCUGCCUUAAGUUUCUGUUCCAUGGCUUCCGCUGCCAAACCUGUGGAUACAAGUUCCACCAGCAUUGUUCCUCCAAGGUCCCCACAGUCUGUGUCGACAUGAGUACCAACCGCCGACAGUUCUACCACAGUGUCCAGGAUUUGUCCGGAGGCUCCAGACAGCAUGAGGCUCCCUCGAACCGCCCCCUGAAUGAGCCACUCACCCCUCAGGGUCCCAGCUCCUGCACCCAGCACCGCGACCCCAAGCACUUCCCCUUCCCUGCCCCGGCCAACGCCCCCCUCCAGCGCAUCCGCUCCACAUCCACCCCCAACGUCCACAUGGUCAGCACCACAGCCCCCAUGGACUCCGGCCUCAUCCAGCUCCCUGCCCAGAGUUUCAACACUGACGCUGCCGGGAAUAGAGGUGGUGGCGAUGGAACCCCCCGGGGGAGCCCCAGCCCGGCCAGCGUGUCCUCGGGGAGGAAGUCCCCACAUUCCAAGUCCCCGUCAGAGCAGCGGGAGCGGAAGUCCUUGGCCGAUGACAAGAAGAAAGUGAAGAAUCUGGGGUACCGGGACUCGGGCUAUUACUGGGAGGUGCCACCCAGUGAGGUGCAGCUGCUGAAGAGGAUCGGGACGGGCUCGUUUGGGACCGUGUUUCGUGGGCGGUGGCACGGCGAUGUGGCCGUGAAGGUGCUCAAGGUGGCCCAACCCACAGCUGAGCAGGCCCAGGCCUUCAAGAACGAGAUGCAGGUGCUCAGGAAGACACGUCACGUCAACAUCUUGCUGUUCAUGGGCUUCAUGACCCGGCCGGGAUUUGCCAUCAUCACACAGUGGUGCGAGGGCUCCAGUCUCUACCACCACCUGCACGUGGCCGACACACGCUUCGACAUGGUCCAGCUCAUUGACGUGGCCCGGCAGACUGCCCAGGGCAUGGACUACCUCCAUGCCAAGAACAUCAUCCAUCGAGAUCUCAAGUCGAACAACAUCUUCCUACACGAGGGGCUCACGGUGAAGAUCGGGGACUUCGGCCUGGCCACAGUGAAGACGCGGUGGAGUGGAGCCCAGCCUUUGGAGCAGCCCUCGGGCUCUGUGCUAUGGAUGGCAGCUGAGGUGAUCCGUAUGCAGGACCCGAACCCCUACAGCUUCCAGUCAGAUGUCUACGCCUAUGGGGUUGUGCUCUACGAGCUCAUGACCGGCUCGUUGCCUUACAGCCACAUUGGCAGCCGUGACCAGAUUAUCUUUAUGGUGGGCCGUGGCUAUCUGUCCCCGGACCUCAGCAAAAUCUCCAGCAACUGCCCCAAGGCCAUGAGGCGCCUGCUGUCUGACUGCCUCAAGUUCCAGCGGGAGGAGCGGCCCCUCUUCCCACAGAUCCUGGCCACGAUUGAGCUGCUGCAGCGGUCACUCCCCAAGAUUGAGCGGAGUGCCUCCGAACCCUCCUUGCACCGUACCCAGGCUGAUGAGUUGCCUGCCUGCCUACUCAGCGCAGCCCGCCUUGUGCCUUAGGCCCCACCCCCAGCCACCAGGGAGUCAAUCUCAACCUGCCACGCCAAGGAGCCCUGCCCACCAAGCAAUCAAUGUUCUGUCUCUGCCCCGUUACUGCCUCAGGAUCCCCCAUCCCUGCCCUGGGAGAUGAGGGGGUGCCCAUGUACUUUUCAAGUUCCUCUGGAAUUGGGGGACCCUCAAAGACCGAGACCCCUGCCUCCUCCAUAAUUCGGUUUCCUCUUGGCUUUGGCGAUACUUCUAAAUUCGGGAGCUCCUCCAUCUCCAACGGCUGGGAUUUGUGGCAGGGAUUCCACUCAGAACCUCUCUGGAAUUUGUGCCUGAUGUGCCUUCCACUGGAUUUUGGGGUCCCCAGCACCCCAUGUGGAUUUGGGGGGGUCCCCUCUGUCUCCCACCAUUCAAGGACUCCCCUCUUUCUUCACCAAGAAGCACAGAAUUCUGCUGG
Messenger RNA from Balaenoptera musculus (blue whale), 2002 nucleotides. It is a transcript of the gene ARAF, whose product is annotated as A-Raf proto-oncogene, serine/threonine kinase. Gene Ontology annotation, biological process: protein phosphorylation. NCBI's taxonomy places the organism in Eukaryota, Metazoa, Chordata, Mammalia, Artiodactyla, Balaenopteridae. The coding region runs from base 1 to 1560 and encodes 519 amino acids. The transcript is spliced from 13 exons. Gene Ontology annotation, molecular function: ATP binding; protein kinase activity. The record is from RefSeq and is a predicted model, not a curated record. Gene Ontology annotation, cellular component: cytosol; mitochondrion.